CAAGAAAAAUAAGAGAAACACAAAUCAGCACAUAAUCUGCAAACACCCAUAAAACCUAGUUAGGAGGUAAGCAAGAACCAAAGGCAGGAGUAGCAAGAAAAGCUAAAACCCACUCUCCUACCCCAAAAAUAUUCAAACAAGCGAAGAAAAGAAUUAACUCUCCUCUUAUUAAUUACCCUCUUCCCUUCAUUUCUCCUCCUCCUCUCUCAAUUUGGAAUUCUUAUCACCUUCUGUCUCUCUUCAUGGCAUUAUUUUUUAGCAAGAUUGCCAUGUUCCAUAUUUUUCUUGUAUUCUCUUUAAUUUUAUCAGAUUGUGGUUUUCUAGAAGGAGUCGAGUCUCUUGGAAUCAACUAUGGUCAAGUGGGAAACAAUUUGCCACCACCAGAGAAAGUUCUUGAUCUUUUAACCUCUCUUAAGAUCACGAAAGCAAGAAUCUAUGACACAAAUCCUCAAAUCCUAACUGCAUUUGCUAAAUCCAACGUUGAACUUAUUGUUACUGUGGCAAACCAAAUGUUACCAGUUAUAAUGGACCCACAACAAGCCCUUCAAUGGGUUAAUACCCAAAUCAAGCCAUAUGUUCCGGAGACGAGAAUCACCGGAAUCUUAGUCGGAAAUGAAGUCUUCACCGAUGAUGACACAACAUUAUUAGCCUAUUUAGUUCCAGCGAUAGUAAGCAUUCAUAGUGCAUUAGUUCAAUUAGGCCUAGAUAGUUACAUUCAAGUGUCAACACCUAAUUCCCUAGCUGUUCUUGCCCAAUCUUUCCCUCCAUCUGCCGGAACUUUCAAUACCGAGGUCACCGGAGUCAUGUCACAGUUUUUGCAAUUCUUAUCAAGCACUAAAUCACCAUUUUGGAUCAAUGCAUACCCUUAUUUUGCUUAUAAAGAUGACCCAAACAGGGUUUCAUUGGAUUAUGUUCUUUUUAACCCUAACUCAGGAACGGUGGAUCCUUACACCAAGUUAAAUUAUGACAACAUGUUAUAUGCACAAGUAGAUGCAGCUAUUUUUGCAAUGGCUAGAUUAGGUUAUAGUGGGAUUGAAGUUAGGAUUUCAGAGACUGGUUGGCCUUCAAAAGGAGAUCCUAAUGAAAUUGGCGCAACAAUUGAAAAUGCAGCAAUUUACAAUAGAAAUCUGUUGAGAAGACAAUUGGAGAAUGAAGGAACGCCUUUAAGGCCUCAAAUGAAGCUAGAAGUAUAUUUAUUUGCUUUGUUCAAUGAGGAUAUGAAGCCCGGACCGACGUCGGAGAGAAACUAUGGUCUCUAUCAACCUGAUUGUACAAUGGCUUACAAUGUGGGACUCUCUGCCCUCUCAAGUCCAUCAUCAACAUCAUCAGCUUCCAUUUCUCUCACUAAUUCUGCGUCUAAGGCUUCAAACAAGGAAUACCACAGCUUGGUGUACUGGAUGUUUUUGUAUUUGCUGACCUUCCAAGUUAUUAUGAGAAGACCAUAUUAAGCAAUUGGAUCCAAA
This is a messenger RNA of Jatropha curcas, 1463 nucleotides long. RefSeq names its product Glycosyl hydrolase superfamily protein. Gene Ontology annotation, biological process: carbohydrate metabolic process. The record is from RefSeq and is a predicted model, not a curated record. Lineage: Eukaryota; Viridiplantae; Streptophyta; Magnoliopsida; Malpighiales; Euphorbiaceae. Gene Ontology annotation, molecular function: hydrolase activity, hydrolyzing O-glycosyl compounds.